This is a messenger RNA of Condylostylus longicornis, 1031 nucleotides long. Its product is annotated as tubulin polymerization-promoting protein homolog. The record is from RefSeq and is a predicted model, not a curated record. Gene Ontology annotation, biological process: microtubule bundle formation; positive regulation of protein polymerization; microtubule polymerization. Gene Ontology annotation, cellular component: microtubule. NCBI's taxonomy places the organism in Eukaryota, Metazoa, Arthropoda, Insecta, Diptera, Dolichopodidae. The coding region runs from base 189 to 773 and encodes 194 amino acids. The transcript is spliced from 3 exons. Gene Ontology annotation, molecular function: tubulin binding.
AGUAAAGAAGAAAUUUUAUUCAUCUUAAAUCUAAUUUUUGUAUUUUUUUUGUUUUAAAGUAAAUACUUGUUUUUUCAAUUUUAUAAUAAUAUUAUUUAAUAAAAAGACCACCAUAAAUAUAUAAAAUAGAAUUUAAAUAGGAUAUUUAAUAUAAUUUGAAACAAUAAAGUAUCAAGCUAAAACAAAAAAUGUCUGACAGUACCAAAAAUGGGGAUGAACCAUUGGUUAAUGAAGUUGCUGGAAUAGAUAUAAAUGAUAAAACUGAAAAGUGUUCUACCGAUCAAGCAUCAAGUGGCAAUUUUCGUGAAAGUUUUAAGGCAUUUUCCAAAUUUGGUGAUCCAAAAUCGGAUGGACGUCAUAUAACAUUAUCUCAAAGUGAUAAAUGGAUGAAACAAGCUAAAGUUAUUGAUAAAAAAAUUACAACAACUGAUACAGGCAUUCACUUUAAAAAAUUGAAACAAAUGAAAUUAUCCUAUGACGAUUAUAACAAAUUUUUGGAAGAUUUGGCCAAUACUAAAAAAACUAAUUUGGCUGAAAUUCGAAAUAAAAUGGCAAAUUGUGGAGCUCCUGGUAUUUUGCAAGUUUCUUCUGGAAGUAAAGCUGCCGCUACGGUUUCUAGGUUAACAGACACUUCACGAUAUACCGGUUCUCAUAAAGAACGUUUUGAUGAUUCUGGAAAAGGCAAAGGUAUAGCAGGAAGAAAAGACGUAGUUGAUGAUUCCGGUUAUGUGGCUGGUUAUCAACAUAAAGAUACUUAUGAUAAAUCACAUUAAUUGUUAAAAAAAAAAGAAAUUUGUAAUCAUUUACACGAGUCAUAGUUUGUAAAAUCCAUUUUCAGUACCUUCUUAAGAUAAAAUAAAAUUAUUAAUGUAAUAAAUGUGUAAUUAUAUAACGUGAAUACACAUUUAUAUGUACACAUAUUUUACUGCUACUAAUUAUUUGUGGUAUUUAUAUAGUAAUAAUUAUAUUAUGUAUUUAUUUUGUUGUCAUUUAUUGCGUUAAUUAUAAAAUCUGUUAUUAUCACAUAUUUG